AGGUGCUAGCCUCCUAGAGCCUUCACAGCACCACAUGGCUAUGAAGAUUUCUCAAGCAUAGGCGAUUGAUUUUUCCGCAAUUUUGGAUUCCCCUGUCAAACCCCAUGUAGAUAUACUUAGUUGUAGACUAAUAGUGAUCAGUGAUGAUCUUAUGAUUCCUUUUGUAUAUCAUGACUUCUAACCGGUACGAUGAGGCCGAACACUAGAUUCGAAUGAUCAUGGUUUCCAAAGAACUUGAGUCACUUGUAGGAAACACCGACUAAGAAGUGCAUUCUUUCGUCUUUUUCGGCUUUGUUUUCUUCAUAGCUUGCUUAGAUAGUUGUUCGAGUUCUUCUCUGUAAUUUCCCUUUCUAUGUUCCUUUUAGCGCUACAGAUGAUCAUAAUCACUGAGAUCAUUUGAUUUCUAUUCUUGAUUCCUCGAUUUGCACAGCGCACACAUAGUCCAUCGGUUGUAGAUGUUGUACUAAGUAUGAAACAUCAUAUUUGUCCUAAGUUGUCCAGCAGAAGAACUUUUAGUUCAUUCUUAUAAUUUAGUACUACUUCGAUUUCAUUUUCAAAAACCUAUCACUUGUUGAGUUUGAGAAGUUCAUUCUUGUGAUUCCUUGUUCUGAAAAAAAAAAUAGAUGGCGGGUGAAGGUGCCUCUGCGCCUGGUCCUGGUGAAGGUGAGAGGCCCAUGGGGUCGAACAUAUAUGUUGGCAGUAUGACGGGUACGAGUCAAGAGGAGGAGUCCUCCUCCGAAAGCGAGAUAGAAGGGCGCCGCACAACGGUACAAAGCCUCGGGAUGUCUGGUCGUGAGCAGGGAGAUGAGGAGGCAAACGUCCCCGCUGACGACGAUCAUGAAGCCACCAUCUCCGCAGUUUCUGCACCGGGUGAGGAGGGCAGAACGCAGUUCGCCGAGACACUCGAGUCUGUCGGAGAGUACGAAGCUGAUGGAAAGAUGGCAAAGUACAAGACAAAGAGCAACAGUAGCACAGCAAAUAAGGGCGUCGCGUUCGAUGCUGCACAAGGCGAUGACGACGAACUGCAACGAGAGCGCUAUCGCAAGACGGGAUUUGCCGCUAAAGAGGGCAUGCCGCCUGUCGUCGGCUUCAGCCCCGAAGCCGGCGACGACGACGAGGAAAAAAAGCGGUAUAGACAAACCGGUUUUGCGAGGCCUUCUGAUGUUCCUGCGGUAGUGGACUUUGACGGUGUCGCUGCAGAUGGCGCGGAUGAGGAAGUGAAAGAAAAGUACCGGAAAACAGGCUUCGCAAAGCCAGAGGACGUCCCGCCUGUAGUAGGCUUUGCCUCCGAACUGGAUAUCUCUGAGAAAAAAGAGCGAUACCGGAAAACUGGGUUUGUGAAGUCUGAGGAUGCGCCUGGUGUGGUUCAAUUUGCGGAAACAGACGACAAUGAUGAAGAUGCGGAAAAGAAAAAGUAUAGAAAAACGGGCUUAUCCCACGUUAAGACUGCCGCUGGGAGUGGGGUGUCCUUCGCCACGGAUGAUUCGCCACUUGACAGCCUAUCGGCGUCUCGCAUGUCCGAUGACCCAUUUCCUAACAGCACACAAAAAGUUGUAGCAGUGGACGGAAAGAGCAGUAGCUCACCUUCGCUUCCGACUUCGUCUUCUCUACUGUCCGUUUCAUCCUCGGAAGAAGGUGUUGAUAAGCAACAAAAAAAGAAAGGGCGUCGCACGAUGUUCCGGCGAAAGGUCGAAUCAGUCGAAGAAUUCGAGACCGAAGGAAACAUGAACAAGUAUGAAACUGUGGACUCCAAGAAGGCUAAGAUCCUUGCCACUACGACGCUGAUGCAACCACCCGCUCGAGCAGGUGAUCAAGCUAGUGCGCCAAAGGCAACUGCUGGCGCAACCGUUGCUAAUAGAGGUAAGAGCACAGUCGGAUUCGAUGUGGAUUCUGAGGCGGAUGAGGAAGCCAAAACGCAGUACAGGAAAACCGGUUUCACGCCAAAGGAAGAAGUGCCAGUAGAAGUUCAAUUUCGUGACAGUGCGCUUUCGAAUGACGACAAAGAGACCCAACGCUACCGGAAAACAGGCUUCGCUCAUAAAGAUGAUGUUCCUUCAGCCGUUAGCUUUGAUCAUGGCGGAGAGGUGGAGGACGAUGUGGUGAAGGAACAAUACAGGAAAACCGGGUUUGCCAGAACUGGCGACGCACCUGCAGCUGUUACAUUUGACGGGGCGGGGGAAGACGAAGAUGAAGCCAAGGCGCAGUAUCGUAAAACAGGUUUUGUCAAGGGCAACGCUGCGGGAGGGGUGUCUUUUGACGCUGAACAGGACGAAGAUGAAGCCAAGGCGCAGUAUCGUAAAACAGGUUUUGUCAAGGGCAACGCCGCGGGAGUGGUGUCUUUUGACGCUGAACCUGAACAGGACGAAGAUGAAGCCAAGAUGCAUUAUCGCAAAACGGGUUUUGUCAAAGGCAUCCCUGCGGGAGAGGUUUCCUUCGACGCGGAGAGUGACGGUGAUGAAGCCAAGGCGCAGUAUCGUAAAACAGGUUUUGUCAAGGGCAACCCUGCGGGAGGGUUGUCUCUUGACGCUGAACAGGACGAAGAUGAAGCCAAGGCGCAGUAUCGCAAAACGGGUUUUGUCAAAGGCAGCCCUCCAGGAGGAGUUUCCUUUGACGCUGAGCAUGACGAUGAUGAAGCUAAGGCACAGUAUCGCAAAACGGGUUUCGUCAGAGCAGAUGAUGCGCCUGCAGCUGCGGUUUCUUUCGACGCUGAGCAUGACGAUGAUGAAGCUAAGGCACAGUAUCGCAAGACGCGUUUCGUUAGAGCAGGUGAUGCGCCUGCAGCUGCGGUUUCCUUCGACGAAGAGCAUGACGAUGAUGAAGCUAAGGCAAAGUAUCGCAAAACGGGUUUCGUUAGAGCAGAUGACGCGCCUGCAGCUGCGGUUUCCUUCGACGCUGAUCAUGACGACGACGCCAAGGCGCAGUAUCGUAAAACGGGUUUCGUUAGAGCAGAUGAUGCGCCUGCAGCUGCGGUUUCCUUCGACGCUGAGCAUGACGAUGAUGAAGCUAAGGCAAAGUAUCGCAAAACGGGUUUCGUUAGAGCAGAUGACGCGCCUGCAGCUGCGGUUUCCUUCGACGCUGAUCAUGACGACGACGCCAAGGCGCAGUAUCGUAAAACGGGUUUCAUUAGAGCAGAUGAUGCGCCUGCAGCUGCGGUUUCCUUCGACGCUGAGCAUGAUGAUGAUGAGGCUAAGGCAAAGUAUCGCAAAACGGGUUUCGUUAGAGCAGAUGAUGCGCCUGCAGCUGCGGUUUCCUUCGACGCUGAUCAUGACGACGAAGCCAAGGCGCAGUAUCGUAAAACGGGUUUCGUUAGAGCAGAUGAUGCGCCCGCAGCUGCAGUUUCCUUCGAGGCUGAGCAUGACGAUGACGACGCCAAAGCGCAGUAUCGCAAAACGGGUUUCGUUAGAGCAGAUGAUGCGCCCGCAGCUGCAGUUUCCUUCGAGGCUGAACAUGACGAUGAUGAAGCCAAAGCGCAGUAUCGCAAAACGGGUUUCGUUAGAGCAGAUGAUGCGCCUGCAGCUGCGGUUUCCUUCGACGCUGAUCAUGACGACGAAGCCAAGGCGCAGUAUCGUAAAACGGGUUUCGUUAGAGCAGAUGAUGCGCCCGCAGCUGCAGUUUCCUUCGAGGCUGAGCAUGACGAUGACGACGCCAAAGCGCAGUAUCGCAAAACGGGUUUCGUUAGAGCAGAUGAUGCGCCCGCAGCUGCAGUUUCCUUCGAGGCUGAACAUGACGAUGAUGAAGCCAAAGCGCAGUAUCGCAAAACGGGUUUCGUUAGAGCAGAUGAUGCGCCUGCAGCUGCAGUUUCCUUCGAGGCUGAGCUUGACGAUGACGACACCAAAGCGCAGUAUCGCAAAACGGGUUUCGUUAGAGCAGAUGAUGCGCCCGCAGCUGCAGUUUCCUUUGAGGCUGAACAUGACGAUGAUGAAGCCAAAGCGCAGUAUCGCAAAACGGGUUUCGUUAGAGCAGAUGAUGACCCCGCAGCUGCAGUUUCCUUCGAGGCUGAACAUGAUGAUGAUGAAGCCAAAACGCAGUAUCGCAAAACGGGUUUCGUUAGAGCAGAUGAUGCGCCCGCAGCUGCAGUUUCCUUCGAGGCUGAACAUCAUGAUGAUGAAGCCAAAACGCAGUAUCGCAAAACGGGUUUCGUUAGAGCAGAUGAUGCGCCCGCAGCGGUCUCGUUUGA
This is a messenger RNA of Amoebophrya sp. A25, 4177 nucleotides long. The record is from the annotation of a GenBank genome assembly. NCBI's taxonomy places the organism in Eukaryota, Dinophyceae, Syndiniales, Amoebophryaceae.